GCAGCCUUGAUUCAGUCUGUCUGUCCAGAAAGAGAAGAAUUCUUUUCAACACAGCCCUGACAGAAGGAGAAAGCAGCUGAGAGGUGGAGGGCUUCAAGAUCAUUUUGUUAACACCUGACUCUCACCCAAGUGGCUCCAGACCUCUGAUAAAAGACAGCUCCAAAAAGGGAAUGACAGCUAGAAGUCUGGGGAGAAGCUGUGUUUGCAGCCCACUCUGGGUCCCUGCCACGGAAUCGGUGCUCAUUGAGAAAGUCUCUUCUCGCUCCGUUUACUGGAAUUUAUUUAUUGGCCACUGACGUAUUCCACCUUUGACGGGAGCAAGAAUUCCUCCUGGGACCUCUGGGAGGAUUUCCACACCCCACCUGAGCUUGGAUGGAAGGGGUGCCCUUUGAACCUGCGUGGAUGUGUCCCUCUUGAAAAAACAUCUGCGCUGGUGCCAAGCUCAUCUUUUGUGAUCUGAGUUCACAUCAGCGGUUUGCUUUCGGGUUUGACUUGAGGAAGGAACCAUGAAGAAUGUGCUGUCUCUGUGGUGUUGCCUCUUGUUUUUGAUUUUAUUUCAGGUGUAUGGAAAUCAUACCUGGCUACACAAACACCCAGGUUUUGAUGUUCUAGCCCAAGCAUCACAUUAUUGGCCUCUGGGGACUGUGGAAGGAAUCCAUGAAUUUCGGGACACAAAUGGAGCUCUAAGACUCCACAACUUCACUGUGCUUCCCUCCCAUAAUUCUACUUUUGUAUAUACCAAUGAUUCCGCCUAUUCUAACUCCUCUGCAACCGUAGAUAUUGUGGAAGGCAUAGUAAACAAAGGCAUAUGUGUCCCAGAUGCAAAGGGGGUAACAUUCCUUCUUUUUGGAAAAUAUCAGAACUCCUGCAUAAUUAACCCAGAAGUCUGCGAACCUGAAGGUGUAACAUUCUCAUUUUUCUGGAAGACUCAGGAGCAGCAAACGAAACCUCCCCCAGCAUAUGGGGACCAGGUACUUUCAAGCGGAUUUAAGGUCUACUUCAGCGAGAGUAAAGGCUCGAUAGAGCUGUUUAACCGUCAGAUUUUCAAGAAGUGGGAGGCAAGCUUCAUCCCACCAGGCCCCCAGUGGACUCACGUUCUGUUUACCUGGAAGUCUGAUGAUGGCUUGAAAGUCUAUGUGAAUGGGACUUUAAACACCACGGACCCCAAUGGGACUCUUUUCUACAGUUAUGGCGACUCUAGCUCAAACAUGCUGACGGGGUCAGAUGGUGACCAGAGCAAGCGUUACGUCAGUGGAGCCUUUGAUGAGUUUAUCAUAUGGGAAAGAGUGCUCACUCCGAAGGAGAUUGAGCAGUAUUUCACAGCUGCUGUAGCUCCAUGGGGACAGCAGGCGACCGCAGCUCUUCCAAUGUUGUCUACCAGUGCCUAUCAGCCCAUCAUAACUAACCUUACAGAGGAGACAGGAAAUUUCCAGCGCCGGGGAAUCAUGUUGCAGUACCUGGAAAGCAUUUUCCAAGCCUUACCCAAUGAAUCUAUCUCAGCGAAUACUGCCUUCAACCUCACAGAGGUUUUCUUCAAAGCUGUGGAAGGUGUGCUUUCUCUCCCCGGCUGGAUUGAUGCCUCGCAGACGGCGCCCCUGGCUCGAGGCUUGAUGGAGACGAUCGACAACGUGAUGUUCCACGUGGCUCACAAUCUGGGAGGGAGCCCGUCUACCGUAACUGUUGAAGGCACGUCACCUGUGGCAGACUACUCUUUGGCCAAGAUUCCUCCGCAGCACCUGAACGUGCCUCACUACCGCUUCCCCUUACGAGGGCAGAGCUACAUCUCCAUCCCCGCUGAAGCUUUCCACUACAAAGUCUGGAUUACCAUUGUGGGAGUACUCUAUCAUACCAUGCACCAGUUCUUCCGCAACAUCAAGCCUGUGGAUACCAAGAUCCCCGAAACCGUGGCUUGCAAAGAAUGCAUAAUUUCUGCAGCCAGCUAUGUUAUCUCCUUGAAAGUGGAACCACCUCCAACGUUAUCCCUUAAUUUGUCAGGUUCUCCUCUCAUCACCAUCCAUUUGAGACACAAACUGACUCCUCUCCAAUACAACAUGGCAAUGAACCGAAGCAACCAAGUGAACUUCUACUGUACCUUUAUGGAUUAUCGAAGCGGCAGCGGCAUCUGGUCCAACGAAGGCUGCCUGCGCGAAGGCGGGGACCUCAACCAUUCGGUCUGCCUGUGCAACCACCUCACCAAUUUUGCCGUUCUGAUGCAGAUUGUACCCCUCGAGGUACCCAAAGGACACCAGGUGGCGCUGUCCUCCAUCACUUACAUUGGCUGCUCCCUGUCCAUCUUCUGUCUGACGAUAACACUAGUUACAUUCGCUGUUCUGUCCUCUGUCAGUACCAUCCAUAACCAGCGCUACCACAUCCACGCCAACCUGUCGUUUGCCAUCUUGGUGGCUCAAAUCCUGCUGCUUAUCAGCUUCCACUUUGAUCCUGGAACGGUGCCCUGCAAAGUCCUGGCUGUUCUACUCCAUUUCUUCUUCCUGAGUGCCUUUGCUUGGAUGCUGGUGGAAGGCUUCCAUCUCUACAGUAUGGUGAUCAAAGUGUUUGGAUCUGAAGAGAGCAAGCAUUUAUACUACUAUGGAAUUGGAUGGGGCUGCCCGUUCCUGAUCUGGGUCAUCUCCAUCACUACAGCUGUGGAUAGCUACGGAGAGAACCACAACUGCUGGCUUUCGCUGGAGCAUGGCGUCAUCUGGGCUUUCGUGGGCCCUGCUCUGUUCGUCAUCAUGGUCAACAUCGGCAUUCUUGUUGCGGUCACCAGAGUCAUCUCGAGAAUAAGUGCAGACAAUUAUAAGGUGCGCGGUGAUGCCAAUGCAUUCAAGUUGACAGCCAAGGCAGUGGCUGUCUUGCUACCCAUCUUGGGAAGCUCAUGGGUCUUUGGCGUCCUGGCUGUCAAUGUCCACGCGUUGGUGUUCCAGUACAUGUUUGCCUUAUUCAACUCCUUGCAAGGGUUCUUCAUCUUCCUGUUUCACUGUCUCCUGAACUCAGAGGUUAGAGCUGCCUUUAAGCACAAAACCAAGGUGUGGUCGCUCACCAGCAGUUCCAUCCGCAACAUCAACGUGAAGCCUUUCAACUCAGAUAUUAUAACUGGGAACAAGCCCGGAACAACUCCUACUAAAAGCAACACUUGGGAGAAGAGUAGCAAUUCAGCGCACAGGAUUGACCUUUCAGCAGUCUGACACCCACCCCUAAUAGCCCUCCUUUUGGGGAACCCAACUAUACUUUUAGGACCGUUUGACUUGGUACCUGCUCACCCCUUAUCUUCUCAGAACUUGUGCCAGUAGGAACCGCUCCGUUAAUCGCCACCUGCUCAAUUGGAAUAGAUCUAUUUGUGCCCCGUUUGCACUGGAUUGACUCACUCCUUGCAGUGUUCUUUUCGUGUCACAAUCCACCGCUCAGCCAUUAGGAACGGCUGAGGAAUAGCUGGUGACAGCACAGAGUGGAUGGUCUGUAAACAGCGGCAGAGACGCUAAGCGUGGAGAAACAAUUGUGCUGCCUCUGUCACGGGACCGAGGAAGGUCAGAGACAGCUCAAGAAAGAACAAUCACGGCAUGCUUUCUGCCUUGCAAAGCCAAGGUUUCUUGCCAGCAGUGUUGAAACGGGGCUGGUUUUGUCCAGCCUGGCACUCACCAUCUACACUAAAUAGCUGGAGAGAUCCAAUUAUCCAGAGGAAAUGUAGCCAGACAAAAAACACCCAGCCAACAGCCAUUUCAUUCGGCCAUCGUAUGAAAAGCAAAGCCAGAGGGACAAUUAGAAUUGAGAUCAAGCACGCUUCCCCGCCAUGCAUUGGCCCUGGGACCAAGGGAAACAGCAGCUGAGGAGUCAUGUGCGUGGCUUCCACAUCUGCUCGGAUCUUGCCAUCGUGGUUCCAACGGCUGUUACGAUCCAGCAGCCACCUGCAGCAUCGAUUCAUCAGGGACUUAUUCACCUCUGCUGGAAAUACCUUUCAGUGGGAUCCAGAUGUCUGCCACCUUUCCGAUGGGAAUUAGCCAGUGCCUGCCAAGAGCUUUUGCAGACUGAGCUGAGCCACAGGAUUUUGGAAAGUCUAACGUGUCUGGCUCUGGGACUUCCGCACCUCUGUCCCCCCAAGCAGAGUGUGAUGCCGAAAGCCAAACAGGACUGUGCCCACCCUCUGCCUUCAAAAUAAAUGAACAAAAACACUUCUGCACGAGUCGACAGCAAGAAAAAACCACAAACACUGUGAAGCCAUCAGUCAGACUGCAGCUGGGAUUCUGCGUGAUUACCCAUCGACACCAUUUUUCUUUGCAAAAACAUUUCUUUGCUAAUAAGCAAAGCUUCAGUCCCUUUAGUCAUGCAGCAAUGGGAGAAAGGGGAAAGCAACACCUGUUUCAACUCUACAAAUGGGUCUGCUAUCCUUCUUUAUGGGCUUUGCUGUUAGGGUUUUGUUUCUGAUAAAACUCCAGAUGUUUUCUAGGCGCCAUCUCAGCCAAACUUGCAUGUUCCAUGGAAGUGAGUGGGAGUGUUGGGUGCUGCAGUUUGUACCUGGUACAGAAGGAAGGAGCUUCUGCAGUCGGGAAAGCACUUUGGGUGCACAGGGUCCCAGUUUUGGUGCCUGGCAUCACCAGGUCGGGAUCUCCAGGAGCUGUAACUCUGGGGAGUCUCAGCCAAUCUGCAAAAGGGGGCUUUGCCCAGCACAAUCCUGAUUGGAAAGCCCCCAUGCCUGUUAUUCUCAGUGGGAGGAAACCCCCCAUGAGAGACACGUGUCAACAGAAUGACCCAGAGUAGAUCUGUCACUUGCUACCCUACGUUAUUGUUCCCCCACAGUCCAAUGCUAGGGAUGUCAGAUAAAUCCACAAGGAAUCCAAAGGCAUUUGGAUUUCUGUAACGGUGCCCCACAGAUCCUGCAGUGGAGGGACUGCUCCCAAAUUGCACAGAUCCUACAAAUUUGUAGGCUUAUUUUUCCCUUUCCAUAAUUUUACUCAAAUGCAAUUGUAGAAAAAUAGGACAAAAUGAAAAUGAAAAUGGGUAUUUCUCUCAUAGACUAAAGUAUGAAAAUAUUGGGGAGGGAUUUGUUUGGAGGGAUUUAUGCAUUUUGGGAAGUGCAAAUAUAUAUGAAUGUGUUUGCACAAAAUCCCGUUCCAACAAUGUGUGGACAACAGAAUGGAAACUAUCUGCAAAUCUACAAAACAAAGUUUGUGCAUCUGUGUCAAUUGAUGGCUUACGGGUGACAGAGAUCUAAUGCUCCUCCUUGGAAGGCCACACCAUCCAUUGCAAUGGAUACCACCUGUCCAGAGUGAUUCACGUGUCCAGUUGUAUGUGUAAUACACUUAAUCACUUGUUUUGAGUUAAACGUGGCAUUUUUCUUAAUUUAAUACAGAAUGAACCUACAAUAAAAUGUAUAACCAUA
This is a messenger RNA of Varanus komodoensis (Komodo dragon), 5374 nucleotides long. RefSeq names its product adhesion G protein-coupled receptor D1 (gene ADGRD1). Gene Ontology annotation, cellular component: membrane. The coding region runs from base 507 to 3185 and encodes 892 amino acids. Gene Ontology annotation, molecular function: G protein-coupled receptor activity. NCBI's taxonomy places the organism in Eukaryota, Metazoa, Chordata, Lepidosauria, Squamata, Varanidae. Gene Ontology annotation, biological process: adenylate cyclase-activating G protein-coupled receptor signaling pathway; cell surface receptor signaling pathway. The transcript is spliced from 26 exons. The record is from RefSeq and is a predicted model, not a curated record.